AGAGAUGGAGAAUGGAGUAGAGUCGACUUGGUCAGAGGAGACUAAUCGUUGUCCAGUCUGAAACUAAGGAUCCUAUGAAAAUUUGAACAUGGUGAACCUAUAGGCCGGUCAGUACUAGAUUAGAAUAAAAAAAGCAGACAUUACCAGAGGAAAGUUAAUGUGGAUUAAAUUACAUUUGCUGAUCUUUUUAUUUCUUUUUGGUUCCUUAUAAAACGGUCUAACGAUGCAUCGCGCUUUCUAUUUUCCGAUUGCCACGGAACGCAGUCGAUAUAAAGAGCGAUUGGAAGCGAGUUUGGCAGGGCUUUGUGAACUUGAGAUGCUAAAACAACGGCAUGAAUGCCUGGUUCGAAGUGCCCUGACCCUCGGAGACACCGUCUCUGGCCGAGCGGCUUGGGGUGUGCUUCGGCCACCGCACGCUUUCGCCGAUUCUCCAAAUCGAACGCAGUACAUCUCGGGUUUGGGAGGGCAACAGGGAUUAAUGGCAGACCUUCAGCAGCAGGUGGGAGAACUGAGGGUUGAUACAGAGAGCAGCUGUGUGAAACACCCUAAUGAUGCAGGAUACAGUGGACCAAACUCAGGUUUUCAUGAGCAGAGUGAGCGUCAGUCUCCUCUGGACUCAGGAGAGCUCUCUCCCAGGACCAUGUUUCCCAUGCAACUGCCCAGUACCAGUGAGAGACCCAAGACUGCUGGGGACGUGCUUGUGACCAGUCUUGAUGGGCUGCAGGACGGUGGGGGGCGCUGUCUGGUUCCCAGGUCUCUCUCAUCACCUCAGACACCCCUGACAGGUGCCACAGAGAAAGUAGUGGAGGGAGAGGUGUGGUUGUGGCCAGCAGGUUAUGAAGCUGGGGAGGAUGGCCCACCCGCAGUUGACGCCCACGGGCAGGUUCAGCGCGUAGAGACCUACAUCAUGGGCCUGAUCCAGCGCCGCUUGCUGACCUCAAGGCAGUGCAAGCCUCGCCCUAGCCUGGGACCCGAAGCUAGGGGCGUGGCGAGGCAGAGCAGCCUGUGCCGCAAGGCACCUCCUUUUGCCGCCGAACACAGCGGGGCGUCUCCCGGCACCGAGAGGCCAGUGUGGGCCUCGUACAGCCUGGAGGAGGAGAGGCUCGGAGGCAUGUCCCCUGAGGAACAGCUGGCCAUGCGCUAUCCCAGGCCCACGCUAGCCGGGGUGUACUCCACCUCACCGGACUUCCCGUGUGGCCCGCCACAGCACAGCAGCAGCGAGGCGGACUCGCCACAGCAGUACUCUCUGCUGCGAUCACCCUCCUCAGAUGAGCAGCUGGUCAAUGCCCAAUACAUUCCUGCGCAACCGUGCCGAGCACCAGCCAGAGCCAGGAUGAACCGCACUCCCGCUGCUCCGAAGGCUGGCCGCCCUGCCUACUCCCCAGAGCGGGUGGCAGCCAAGCCGCGCGCCACACCCAAGAAGUGCCGUUUCACCGAGGAGCGGGCAGCAGCCAAGAAACCUGGCCGCAAGGCCUGCCGCUCGCAGUCGGAGAACAGCCUGCUGAGCCAGAGGGGCGUGCCAGAGCGCAAAUACAGCACGGUAGAGAGGGACACAGGACGUGUCGGCCAGCCCAGGGGCCGACGUGCCCAGGGCAGCUUGGGCCACCGCCGCUGGCGUUCCACACUGGAGCUGAGCCAGGACGAGGCAGAGCCUCCACCUGAGCAGGCCAUCAGACGCUCCCGCAGGUCCCGCCCUGCCCCUUCUCCCUACGUCUACAACCAAGUUCCACAUCACCUCCACCAUCCGCAUCAGCUUCACCAACCUCACCUCCACUCCGAAUGCAUGCCGCACACCUCGCCGUGUCGGCAGGAUGGCGGCUACAAGCAUGUUGUCUCUGGGGACUGGGAGUCCAGCCUGAGCGAGGGCGAGUCCCCAGGCUCCAGCUCCAUGACCAGCGACUCCGAUGAGAGCGGCGGGCUGGUCUGGCCCCAGCAGCUUGCGCCCCAGCUGGCUCCGCCUGGAGCCCCACUGCAGUCCAAAGCCUUAGUCAAGAUCAAAGCCUCUCACGCUCUCAAGAAGAAGAUCUUGCGCUUUCGGACCGGAUCGCUUAAAGUCAUGACCACCGUCUGAACAGAAAGCUACCUAGGGAGAUCCUUCCAUAUUCAUGUUUUUUUUGAGGGACGCAGUAGAGGUUUUGAGUGUGCUGUGGUAGCAGCCUAACCGAAAGCAAAAGGAUUUGAGCUCCAGCUGUUGGCCUCAGAUCAUGGUGAAUCUGAGCCUAACCCCUGUACAUAUCUGUGUAUGUGGUAAAGGUGCUUGUAUAUAUGAUUGUACUCUGUAAAUAAAAACCUUGGACCAUGUCAUUAGGAUGUUUGUGGUUUAAGAGACAGACGAUGGUUUGUGUAUGAAUGUGUAAAAGCAGCACUUCUGCAUACAAGUCACAAACAAUUUCCAGCUAUAGAACAUAAUUACGGCUUCAUGUCAGUCACAGCAACCCACGCAACAGUUGCGUGAGACAGGAAUGACUUUCUGACGCGUCUCCGCACUGAGGACGAGACAAGGAUGGAGCAGGGAUCUAGAGAAAGGAGAGAAUCUGCCCUGCCCCAACAGAUACUAGGAAAGGGAUUCCGUCCAAACAUAAUACAUGCAGAACACACGAAGACCAACAGGCCAUUCCUCAGCAUGUCAUUAUGCUUGUACCGUCCAGAACAACAUUUCAUAGACUAGGCUUGCUCAUUAAACUGCAGCGGAAGAAAUCUUAUGAAUGCUGUUAAUGUAAUUUUUGUCUGCAAUAUUCUGUAACAUUGUUUUAAGCUGAACUUGA
Molecule: messenger RNA, 2765 nt
Organism: Electrophorus electricus (electric eel)
Lineage: Eukaryota; Metazoa; Chordata; Actinopteri; Gymnotiformes; Gymnotidae
Gene: dact3a
Product: dishevelled-binding antagonist of beta-catenin 3a
Biological process (GO): negative regulation of canonical Wnt signaling pathway
Cellular component (GO): cytoplasm
Source: RefSeq, a predicted model, not a curated record